This is a messenger RNA of Xenia sp. Carnegie-2017, 790 nucleotides long. RefSeq names its product stress response protein NST1-like. NCBI's taxonomy places the organism in Eukaryota, Metazoa, Cnidaria, Anthozoa, Malacalcyonacea, Xeniidae. The record is from RefSeq and is a predicted model, not a curated record. Bases 11 to 790 code for a protein of 259 amino acids. The transcript has 3 exons.
UACUUCAAGUAUGACUUCUGAAGCAUCACACUCAAGAAGUUCACCAAUUGGCUUUGUGAUGAAAUGGACUGCAAAACAUGACAUUGAAUUGUGCAAAGAGGUAGUGGUGUCACAAAUCUUUGAGACAAGAAAGAAAUCUAUUGAAAGAGGAAAGUUGUGGGACAGCAUUGCCAGAAAGUUGGAAUUUCAUGACCAUCUAUGCUUUCGAGUAGAUCAGCGAUCAGUUAGAGAUCGCAUGCGAAAAUUGAUAGCCAACUACCGUAAAAAGGAGAGAGAAGAAAGAGCUGCAAGUGGAAUUUCUCCAGAACAUGAUGGGCUGGAUGACUUGCUAGAGGAAAUUAAUGCUAGAGAGGAGGCAAAUGAUGUUGUGGCUGCAGAAGCUAAUGCUGCUGAAAGGAAGAAAACUGAUGCUGAUAAACUAGCUGCAGAAGAAAUGCGAAAAAGAGCCAUGGAGCAUCUAGCAGAAACCAAGCAGAGAGAAGAAAAUGAUGAGGGUCCGGUUAAGAAAAAAGUAAGAAGAGGGGGGGACUCAACCUUAGAUUUCCUAAAGGAGAAGGCUGAGAAAGAGAGAAAAGUAAAAGAGGACAGUUUGCUUUUGGAAAGAGAAAGACUGGAAUUUCAGAGGCAACAAAUAGCAGCAGAAAAAGAAAGCAGGGAGCAACUUAUGGAAAAGCAAAACAAGCAAUUUGAGAGUUUUAUGGAAAUGAAAAGUACAUUUGAAGUGAAGGUGGUUCAAGUUGAAAAAAUUUGCUGGUUGUAUUUGAGUGCAAGCAGGUCAGAGCAUUUCUAA